Molecule: messenger RNA, 2005 nt
Organism: Glycine soja
Lineage: Eukaryota; Viridiplantae; Streptophyta; Magnoliopsida; Fabales; Fabaceae
Exons: 3
Coding region: 232-1710 (492 amino acids)
Molecular function (GO): acetylglucosaminyltransferase activity
Source: RefSeq, a predicted model, not a curated record
CUUUAGUUUUGUGUCCCAUAUAUAGAUAUCAGACACCCUUUUCGGUGGAACUAUGUGCAAAGCUCAAAACUUUACCAAAUCUACAAUCUUCCCCUUCUCUCACUCUUUCUCUCUCUCCUCCCCCCAUCUCCUUGAUGAAGUAGUGCAAUCAAGCUAUGAUCAAGCCUUUUGGGGCUUCGAUUCAUCAUCUUUUUGUGCUAAUUAAUUAAACACUUUGAAAAUUAAUUUACCAUGUCCACCAUGAAGAACAAUUUCAAAGACCAAGACCAUCUCUACUCUUCAUGGAGCUUCUCAAAGCUAAUGGCUUUCUUCUUCCUCUUAAUCUCCAUCUCCUACCUCUUCUACUCCCUAAGAUUCGUUAGCCACUCUUAUGAUUGUGAUCAAACCCCUCACAAUCCCACCAUCACUCAUCAUAUUUCUUUCAACACCCCAUCUGAAGAAGAGUCCACACCCCCCUUUGAAGAACUCACCAACAUUUCCCACAUAGUCUUUGGCAUAGGAGCCUCAGCAAAGCUUUGGAAGCAGAGAAAAGAGUACAUCAAGCUAUGGUGGAGGCCUAAUGAGAUGCGAGGGGUUGUGUGGUUGGAGCAAAAGGUCAAAACUGAAGCUCAAAAUGAGGACUUCUUGCCCCCAUUGAGGAUCUCUAGUGACACUUCAAGGUUCAAGUAUAAGAACCAAAAGGGUCAUAGAUCAGCUAUUAGAAUCUCACGCAUAGUGUCUGAGACACUCAGGCUUGGGAUGGAGGGUGUGAGGUGGUUUGUGAUGGGGGAUGAUGACACGGUUUUUGUGGCAGAGAAUUUGGUGAAAGUGUUGCAGAAAUAUGACCACAAUCAGUUUUAUUACAUUGGGAGUUCCUCAGAGAGUCACUUGCAAAACAUUUAUUUUUCUUAUAACAUGGCUUAUGGGGGUGGUGGUUUUGCAAUUAGUUAUCCCUUGGCUGUGGCAUUGGAGAAGAUGCAAGAUAGGUGCAUUCAGAGGUAUCCAGGGUUGUAUGGCUCUGAUGAUAGGAUUCAGGCUUGUAUGGCAGAAUUGGGAGUUCCACUCACCAAGGAAAAAGGGUUCCAUCAGUUUGACGUGUACGGCAACCUCUUUGGGCUUCUUGCGGCCCAUCCAGUUACACCACUGGUAUCCCUCCAUCACUUGGACGUGGUAGAGCCCAUAUUUCCAAACAUGAGCCGGGUACAGGCCCUGAAGCGUCUGAAUCGGCCCAUGAAGUUGGACCCGGCUGGGCUCAUACAACAAUCAAUUUGCUAUGACAAAGCCCGGACCUGGACCAUAUCCGUUUCAUGGGGCUAUGCGGUUCAAAUUUUCCGGGGCAUCUUCUCAGCCCGGGAAAUGGAGAUGCCAGCAAGGACAUUCCUGAACUGGUACAAGCGGGCGGAUUACACGGCGUAUCCGUUCAACACGCGGCCGGUCAGCCGCCAUGUUUGUCAGAAACCGUUUGUUUAUUACUUGUCUAGGGCAGUGUAUGAUGAGGGUGCUAAUGAAACUGCAAGUCAAUAUGUACGGGUUCAGCAAAACCCGGAAUGCAAUUGGAAAAUGGAGGAUCCAACCCAAAUCAAAGUGGUGCAUGUUUAUAAGAAACCCGACCCGCAUUUGUGGGACAAGGCUCCAAGAAGAAAUUGUUGUAGGGUUCGACGUACAAAGAAGCAAGGAACUAUGGUGAUUGAUGUGGGGGAAUGCAAGGAAGAUGAACUUGUUGAAUUGUAGUUAGAGGUCCUACACAUCAAUUGAUAAUUCUUAACUCAAUCGUUUGCUAUAUGUAUUUUCUUCUUUUAUAUAUAAUGAUUUACUUUGAGGAUUUCUUGGCGGCUAGUGUAAACAAAGAUGAGGGCUAGAAGUCUAAACUAGUAUAGUAGUAUUUUCCUUAAAACGUGUACUAUCUUUAACCAAAAGAUUACGAUGGGAGAUGCUUGUCACGGUCAAAAUGUCACAAAAUUCAACACUACGGUCUAAAUUAUCAAUUUUUAUCUUACAAAUUAAGAUAUACAAUUUGGGGAGUAAA